ACUCCUCUUCCACUUUCUCAUUCUUCCCUAUCAUAUUACUCUAACUUUCUAUUUAGCCACUAAGAUAUUUUAUUUAUAUAUCAUAUUUCCUCCAUACUCCAUACCAUUUCUCUUCCAUCAAACCACUUCUUCCACACACACAUGUUCUCUCUUUAAUCACCAAUUAGAUAAAUAAUUGCAUCUUGAUUAAAUGUCCAACAUCUUGUUGUUAAUGUUUGAAAUUCAUGUAUCCGAUUCUCAGUGAAAUCUUUUUUUCUGGGUGUAUGAUCAAUUCCACUGUUAGGCGCAGGACCCAUUUAGUUCAAUCUUUCUCUGUCACUUUCCUCUACUGGCUUUACUACGUUUCAUGAUUCUCAAUCUCUCUUAGUUUAUACCUAUAUCAUCUAUAUCUAUAUCAUAAAAUAAAAUAUUUUAUAUUUUCUGCAGUAUUAUUUUUCAUUUUCUAGUGUCUGAGUCGGGUCCUGCUAGUGUUGUUGUGUUGUGUCUUUUUUAUUUAUAUCUCAUCAUGGCUUCAUCAAGUGGAACAUCAUCAGGUUCAGGUUCGGGUUCGGGUUCGGGUUCGGGUUCAUCUCUGCUACAAAACUCGGGUUCGGAGGAAGAUUUACAGGCGUUGAUGGAUCAGAGGAAGAGGAAGAGGAUGAUAUCGAACCGCGAAUCGGCGAGACGGUCUCGGAUGAGGAAACAGAAGCACUUGGACGAUCUUGUUUCUCAAGUGACGAAACUGAGGAAAGAGAAUCAAGAAAUACUCACAAGUGUUAAUAUCACCACUCAACAGUAUUUGCGUGUUGAGGCUGAGAAUUCGGUUUUGAGAGCUCAGAUUGGUGAAUUGAGCAACAGGUUGGAAUCCUUGAAUGAGAUUGUUGGUGCUAUGAAUUCAAGCAAUGGAGGUUUUGAGCCAGACAGUAACUUCUUCUUCUUCAAUCCUCUCAGUAAUAAUAUGUCUUAUAUGAAUCAGCCUAUUAUGGCUUCUGACAUAUUACAAUACUGAGACUCAUUCGGAUUCGGAUUUGGAUUCUCUCCUGUUAAAAAAACGGGCACUUAAAUUUAAUAGACAAUCUCGACCGUCAGAUUAGAUGAAAAUUGAUUUUAAAAAAUUUUUGAUAUUAAUUUUGAUCGGACGGUCGAGAUUGAAAACUGUGGGAGAAUUGUUGGUUUGUUUUGUAUUGAGUUUGUUGAUGAGAUAUUGUAAGCACUACUAGUGUACUUAUGGUGAUAAGGAAUAAGUGAAUGUGUGUAUCAUAAAGUGCAAAGGGUUAUGAUUAGGUGUUGGUUAUAUGAAUGGGGUCUAAUUGAUUAUUGUUGUUA
This is a messenger RNA of Vicia villosa (hairy vetch), 1305 nucleotides long. RefSeq names its product bZIP transcription factor 11-like. Gene Ontology annotation, biological process: positive regulation of DNA-templated transcription. Bases 506 to 988 code for a protein of 160 amino acids. Gene Ontology annotation, molecular function: transcription cis-regulatory region binding; DNA-binding transcription factor activity. NCBI's taxonomy places the organism in Eukaryota, Viridiplantae, Streptophyta, Magnoliopsida, Fabales, Fabaceae. The transcript has a single exon. Gene Ontology annotation, cellular component: nucleus. The record is from RefSeq and is a predicted model, not a curated record.